GUGCGCUCAGACCAAAUAUACCUAAUCUGGAACGAUCCCAUCUGCGACUCUGACGUCAGCAUUGUUUACUUUUGCCUACACCCCGCCUUCUCCGGUUAGCAACUUGUGGCUAGCUGGCUAUCUUGGAACAGUCUCACAUCGUAUCCCUUCCGUCACUACCGCGAGUACAAGGUUGUUCUACAGCUCUAUCGGUAAGCAAACGUCGAUUUUAUUCAAUGGCUCAUGAUAAUGGCGACAAAACGUGAGAAGCAGCUUCCACGGAGGGUCCGCGGAUCGCCUCGACGGAGGCGUUGAGGGCAACGUUCAGCAGGGGAUCGUGAGGCGAGGCGAGGAGCUUUUGUUGUAACGUUACUGUUAACGUGAGCUAAGGUCCGUCCGGAGAGUCCUUCCCGGUUCAUGUAACGUAGUUCUAGAUGAGUGUUGUAAAGUAGUUAUCACUAUUCUACCAGAUACGGGCUUCGGCAGGGGGCUCCUUUCGCCUCGACACCACCAUCAAGUGAAAUGUCAGAUAGCUCAGCUCUCCAACUCGAGAUCUUUCACUGAUCAUACGUCGACAAUGAGUGAUAUCGCACUCUGUACAGUGUCCACACGUCACCGUUGGAUAAUGACCCUUUAAGUUGUAGCCUUUCGGAGUUAUGGAUCUCGAUAACAGCCACUCACGAUUAAGUCUUGAAAGGUGCGGUGUAAGUUAACAAGCGAACGCCGUUCAGUCCGUUGUACUUUAUCUCCUGGCCGUCUCUACCGUCAUUAUCCUUUAAUAUUUAGCGUUCAAAAAGUGUUGUGUUUUAUUUGAUUACAAGGCAUGUAGCCCACACGACGUCCAUUUAGUAUGCUGUGUAAAUAUCUUAAACGGACAUUAUAUCCCGCUAACGUAAAUCCAGACUAUUGAUAAUGACGGCCAACGGUUGCAUGACAAAUAUAGCAGCGCGCGGCGCUCUGUAUCCAAGCAACCGCACGGUGCAGGUAUCCACUGGAAGAAACUGCAUGUAAUGGGGGCCCAUGUUUUGUGGUGUGCUUUGGUUAGUUUAUUAUUGGUCAGUGAUUGAGUGGACCUCCCCCAGUUCCAAUGUCAGUUGUAAUUUAUAAUCACUUAAAUAAUUGAAAAGUUGUAUGUGGGUCAGGUUGGAAUGUAUUUUUCUCAUGCAAUGUAGUUGUUACGCACCCAAAAUGCCGCCUAUGUGGUUAAUUGUUGUUUCUAUCAAUCAACUCAUUCUAAACUUCUUAUCAAAACAAAUGCAUACAGCAGGGCUGAAGCAGCUCUUUGAAGCAUUUAACCCUGUCAUUUACAUAGCAUAGAUCAUGCCGUAUACAGUGAUUUUCAGACUGUACUGUAUAUGCAAACAUUUUACAAAGCUGUAUCUCCUACAUUGGCAUUUAACUCUUCUAGCCUACGCAUAACAAAUGAUGGAGCAUAUCAUCAAUAUCAUAAUUUCAAUUUCACCACAUAAAUGAGGCCCCAUCAUUGAUUUAUAGUCCAUAGUCGAUCCAACACAUGUGCAUUGAAAGCUUGAUAAGUGCUUAAGUUAAGAUUGAAACCGACUCCAAAGAUAAACUGCGGGACUCACUGUUGUCUCAAUAAGCUUUGGACCAUAUAAUAUAUUAUUCUGUAAAAUUGCCAAAUGAGGUUCGUGUACACAUUUUGCUUUCAUUAUAAUGUUAAACCAAUUACGUGGUUAAAUGCUGAAUGGAAUUGAUGUACGAGUUGCAUAAGCAUCAUGACAUGACAUCAUGGCUACAGCACUACUCCCGUCAGCGCUGAGAUUUCAUGGCCAGGUCUCAUGUUGUUUAACCUCUUGAGUUUGAACUCUGUGUUCGAGAAUACAUUUUCUACGUUAGACGUGUGUACAUAUUUGGGUGCAUGUGCUGCUGAGUGAGGAGGCCGGUUGGAAACUCUUACCUUAACGACAUUCCUACGGAUGACAUGUUGCACAUUCGUCACUCACCUCCACCUACAGUUUACAUAUUAACCUGUUUACGACUUGGUUUCGUGCGGUCGGUCACGUGGAGAAAAAAACCCAUCUUGUUUGUUUUUGGGGGUAAAAUUUCCAUACACACUCAAAGCCUGACUUUGAAACACGUCAGAUGUUUGUGUUUUACACGUUGUAUUGUAUUCUUGUAAGCACAUGAAGGCAACAUUUGGAUAAAGUGACUCGACUAGCCUGCAGUUUUAUGAGGAAUUUGUCGAUGUUGAUCCCACAAUCCUAGUUGCGGCCUGUGCAAAUCAUAACAACACUUUAAACGAUUUGUUCCCCACGGUGUCCUUGUCCCAGCCAGUAACCCCAGCAAUACAUGUAGCCUGUCUUUCUAGCUCUAUCCUCUCAGUAUUCUGAAAGUGCCUUAUCAUUGAUUUCAGUUGGAAGUCGGAAAAUUAAGGUGUGAAUCAAGUCUUCUUUAUUCUUUAUUUCUUCUUAAGUAUCCUUAUAUAAUGUGUGCGCUAACUUUGUAUUUGUUUGAGGUUUAACAUUUUUCUCUGAUUUGAUUUAACUGAGGAUAGAAUAAUCCACCAUACACCAGUCUUUCCCAUUUAGACAGCCACCUGCUCCCAGUAACAGUCUUCUUUAUUUAGCUGUUCAGCAUUUGCAAAUCCAGAAUAGGAGCCAAGUUUUAGCAUUGUACUACCUGCUAGGGCGGUUUCUGCCGUGCCACCUGGUUAAUGGUAAAUGACUCCAGAAGGAUGUUAUGUUUGCACAUAAACACAGAUCCAGGGUCCCUGUGUUUACAGUAGCCAUGGCAGCAAUCAGUUAUUCAACAAACAGCCCUGGUCCGAGCUUGUUCUGUUCUCACUUGUAGAGAAGGCAAUGUUUACCUUGGUGGGCAGAGUCGUUUGUUAGCUUGUAGUUCCUGCUGCUUUUCAAAAGACCAGUCAGCUCUUUGUAGAUGACUACACAGUCUAUUCCAGACAGCCCAUGUUGCCAUUGGAGUCCAGAUGCAUGAGACUGGGUCAGAUCAGAUACGCCACAACAGCCCUCCUCUUCACACAGCCCACUGGAGCCCCGCAGACUAUGAGGACCAGCUGAGUCGGAGCUGUAACCACACUCUUCCUCCAGAGGCUCCACGGGUCCCAGUGUCAGUGUCCAUGAUGACCCCGCCCGCCGAGGCUCCGCAGCAGCUCCAGCAGACCGCCGCCCAGCAGUCGGUGCUCAGUCCCCAGCAGCUGCAGGCCCUGCUCCAGCAGCAACAGAAAGCCCUCAUGCUGCACCAGCAACAGAUCCAGGAGGUGUUCAAGAACCAGCAGGAGCAGCUCAACAUCCAGCUCAUGCAGCAGAAGAACGCCGGCAUGGUCAACCAGGAGCUGACAGCCCAGCAGAUGGCCAUCCAGCAGCAGCUGCUCCAGGUCCAGCAGCAGCAUCUCCUCAACCUCCAGAGGCAGGGCCUGCUCUCCGUGCUGCCCAAUGGCCUCAGCGCCUCACAAGGUUGUGAGAACGGUAACAGCCUGUCCCCUGGUGGAGAGAGCAGAGAGUCGUCCUGUCAACCGGCCUCCACCAAUGGGAAUCACUCAUCUCUCCAUAGGAAAAAAGAAAGCGUGUCAUUGGACGACCUCGGCAAUCACGCGCUGUACGGCAACGGCAUGUGCAAGUGGCCAGGGUGCGAGAGCGUCUUCGGGGACCACCAGGCUUUCCUCAAACAUCUGAACACUGAGCACACACUGGACGACAAGAGCACGGCACAGUGUCGUGUGCAGAUGCAAGUGGUGCAGCAGCUGGAGCUCCAGUUGAAAAAGGACAAGGAGCGACUACAGGCCAUGAUGGCCCACCUGAAGUCGUCUGAAAUCAAGCAGGCGCAGUCGGGGAACGCGGCCUCCAACGGCUCAUACUCCCAGGCACCGCCGCCCAAGGGGCCCCUGCCCAUGAGCCUGUCCCAGAGUGCCACGGCGCCCACCACGCCCCUGACGCCGCUCUCCGACUCCCCCGGCGUGCUCACGCCCAACGGCGUGUUCAGCGGCACGCCGGUGCGGCGGCGCUACAGCCGCUCCAUGAGCCAAGACAUCGUGGACAACAAGGAGUUCUACCUCAGCACGGAAGUGAGACCCCCGUUUACGUACGCGUCGCUCAUCAGACAGGCGAUAUAUGACUCUCCCCGGAGACAGCUGACGCUGAAUGAGAUCUACAACUGGUUCACCAGGACCUUUGCGUAUUUCCGGCGGAAUGCGGCGACUUGGAAGAAUGCAGUGAGACACAACCUGAGCCUCCACAAAUGUUUUGUGCGGUUGGAGAACGUGAAGGGGGCCGUGUGGACCGUGGAUGAGAUCGAGUUCCACCGGAGACGGCCGCAGAAGACCACUGGCACGGGGUCGGCCAUGAUGAAGAGCCCCCAGAACCUUCCGGGUCAGAGCUCGCUGCGCUCCGUUCCUCAGAGCGGCCUCCCCGACUGCAACAUCGCCUUCUACAACCCGGCUUCCAUGGGCAGCAUCCCCAUGCACUCACUGCCCCACGUGCUGCAGGAGCAGAUGAACGGGGCCUUCCCCUACGCCGCCGGCUACCAGAGCGACAGCAGCGCCACGCAGUCCCCCCCGCAAGCCUUCCCGUCGGAUUUCAGAAUUGUUCACCUGACUCUGUGUGUGAUGACAGCUCCUUCCAGCAUGUCUGCAAAGGAUCUUGACUGCUUUGAGCUGGAGAAGAAUACAGGUCCUAAUGCUGAAGCCACUGUCACUCACCCAGAGGACCAGUCAUUCAGAGCGGUGGCCCGGCCGCUGGCCAAUGGCGUGCGACGGCUGAGCACCAUCUCGGAGCAGGAGCUGGUGCUCAGUCCCCAGGGGGGCGGGGGUGACGCGUGGGGCAGGUCCAGCCUCUCCCUGGCCUCCGACCGGAGGUACCGCAGCAGCACCAGCUGCCUCUCCACCGAUGACUCGUACCAGCCGGCCCCCGGAGACUACUGUGCAGCCAUGGUUCUCUCCUGCCUGCACUGUCGUUUCCGUGAGCUGGCGUGGGCCCUGCCGGAGGUGUGCAGCAUGGCCCUGCAGCGCCUCUUCCCCUCCUGCACGCACACGGAGCUGACCGGGGGCGAGGCGGACCCGCCGGGCCGCGACUGGUGUGGCUGUACGGCGCUGGAGCUGGACUGCAGCGGCUGCCACUCCUGCCAGGACGCGGCCGAGCUGCUGGAGUUGGCCAUGGAGAUAUCAGAGGUCUGCUACCGCUGAGGGAACCCGCACGGGGAUAAGACCACCUUUGGGGUCCCGGUCGGGACGUUUUUUCCUGGACUCCGUCCUGCAGCGCCAAAGAAGAUAGAAUUGGACAUGCAGCGUUGUUGAAAACAUCCGCAUCCCAACCACACACAUAGCGCUCAUAUUCACACACAGACUUAAAGGGGUUCCACUCCCGCCGUAGAUUAUUGUCAUUAACCACGCGUGUUUCUUGAUUAUAUUGUGUGAUAAUGGCAUGGGUAUGAUGGAAGAGAAGGCAUGCUAGAUGCUCUAAAUUCGAUACACCUGCCCCUUUUGGAAUACUUCCCAGCCUAAAUAAAGCACAUAACUGUGUUUAAACCAUGUGACUUUAAUAG
Messenger RNA from Gadus chalcogrammus (walleye pollock), 5496 nucleotides. It is a transcript of the gene foxp1a, whose product is annotated as forkhead box P1a. Gene Ontology annotation, cellular component: nucleus. The record is from RefSeq and is a predicted model, not a curated record. NCBI's taxonomy places the organism in Eukaryota, Metazoa, Chordata, Actinopteri, Gadiformes, Gadidae. Gene Ontology annotation, biological process: regulation of transcription by RNA polymerase II. Gene Ontology annotation, molecular function: DNA-binding transcription repressor activity, RNA polymerase II-specific; RNA polymerase II cis-regulatory region sequence-specific DNA binding. The transcript has 18 exons. Bases 2927 to 5137 code for a protein of 736 amino acids.